This is a messenger RNA of Closterium sp. NIES-67, 5464 nucleotides long. The record is from the annotation of a GenBank genome assembly. NCBI's taxonomy places the organism in Eukaryota, Viridiplantae, Streptophyta, Zygnematophyceae, Desmidiales, Closteriaceae.
ACGGGUAAUCACCUUUCAACUUUAUUUCAAGGUACGGAUUCUACCCUCCCGCCAUGCCCUUCUCCUCUGCUCUCGUCCAUACCUUGAAUUUAAUCCCUAAUGAUGCCUUCCUCUCUCAUUUUCUAGCCUGCUUGCUUCCGUCUGAAGCAGUUUGUUCCGUUGCACGCAACCUCUGCCCUGCAAUUCUCGCAGGGCUGCUCCUACCCUGACGACGGUAGGGUAAUUUGCAGCACGAACACAACGCGUACCUACACCUGACUGGGUUAUCUCUGAUCAGCAGCCAUGACGACAGCGCUAUUGAAGCAGUCUGUGUUGCUCGCCCGAGGUACUCAAACCUUAGGCGACCUUCAGAGCACUAGCGGGAAGAAGGGCGGCAAGGCGUCGUCGUUUUUCGGAGCAUCUGUAGCAGUGCACGCCAGGUCUAGGUUUCUCUCCGGCGCUGCUGUCUGCAGACGCGUGGCGGUCCGCGACAAUGCUAAUGUCGCAAGCCGUCGCUUUGGAUUGUCGCGUGCGACUGCGGAGUGCUCAUCGACACAGGUUGCGACGGAUGAUGGCGAGAAGGCUUACGAGGUAGCGGACGCAGAGGAGCUUCUAAAGGAGCACGGUGCGUGCGGAGUGGGUCUUAUCGCGUCACUUAAAAACGAGUCCACGCAUAAGAUUAUCGAGCAGGGCCUGACAGCGCUGGGGUGCAUGGAGCAUCGCGGCGGGUGCAGCGCCGACAACGACUCGGGCGACGGCGCGGGGCUCAUGACGGCCGUGCCUUGGGAUCUCCUCGACAGCUGGCAGCAGGAGAACGGCCGCGGCCCGCUCGACCGGUCCGCCACGGGCGUGGGGAUGGUGUUCCUGCCGAAGCAGGAGAGCGACGCCGAGGCCGCCAAGCAACUGGUGGAGAGCGUGAUCAAGGCGGAGGGCCACGGGCUGCAGGUGGUGGGAUGGCGCCAGGUGCCGGUGAACGAGUCGGUGGUGGGGCCCUUCGCGCGCGUGACCCUCCCUUCCAUCCAGCAGCUCGUGCUCUCCGUGCCCGGCCUCGCCCCCGACGACACCGAGCGCGAGCUCUACGUGCUCAGGAAGCUCAUCGAGAAGGCAGUAGCACGGGCGAUCGCAGCCGAGGCGGCGGCGGGGGGGACUCCGGCGGCGGAGCACGCGCUGAACGACCUGUACUUCUGCUCGCUGUCCAGCAAGACCAUCGUGUACAAGGGCAUGCUCCGGGCCGCUGUGGUGGGCACGUUCUACGCUGACCUGAAGAACGAGCUGUUCCGGAGUCCGUUUGCGAUCUAUCAUAGGCGGUUUAGCACCAACACGACGCCCAAGUGGCUGCUGGCACAGCCGAUGCGGUUCCUGGGGCACAACGGCGAGAUCAACACGCUGCAGGGCAACCUCAACUGGAUGGUGUCGCGCGAGCCUACGCUCACGUCGCCCGUGUGGCGCGGCAGGGAGGCGGAUAUCUUCCCCGUGGUGAACCUCGCUGCUUCUGACUCUGCUAACCUGGACGGCGUUGCUGAGCUGCUGCUGAACAGCGGCAGGCGGCCAGAGGAGGUGCUGAUGAUGCUCGUGCCUGAGGCCUACCAGAACCACCCCACGCUCUCAGCCAAGUACCCCGAGGUGGUCAGCUUCUACGAGUACUACAAGUCCCAGAUGGAAGCGUGGGACGGACCUGCCCUGCUCGUCUUCAGCAACGGGAGGACAGUGGGUGCGUCUCUGGAUCGCAACGGGCUGCGCCCGGCACGCUACUGGAGGACCAACGACGACAUGCUCUACGUCGCCUCUGAGGUGGGCGUGCUGAACAUGGACGAGGCGACCAUCGUGAGCAAGGGGCGUCUGGGGCCGGGCAUGAUGAUCUCAGUGGACCUGCACACGGGCGAGGUGCUAUCCAACACGGCCAUCAAGAGGCAGGUGGCCAGCGCGCACCCCUUCAAGGAGUGGCUCGAUAAGGAGUCUCGCCAGAUCACCCCCAUGGCGUUCGCCCCUGAGCCAGCCCUCUCCCCCGAUGAAGUGCUCCGCAGACAAAAUGCGUACGGGUACUCCAGCGAGGACGUGGUGAUGGUGAUAGAGAGCAUGGCAGCGCAGGCCAUUGAGCCCACGUUCUGCAUGGGCGACGACACGCCCCUCCCCGUGCUCUCAGCGCGCCCCCACCUCCUCUUCAACUACUUCAAGCAGCGCUUCGCCCAGGUGACGAACCCCGCCAUCGACCCACUGAGGGAGGGCCUGGUGAUGUCGCUGGAGAUAGCGCUGGGGCGGCGGGACAACAUCCUGGACGUGGGCGCGGAGCACGCCAACGUGGUUCGCCUGGCCUCUCCGGUGCUCAACGAGGCGGAGCUCCAGGAGCUGAUGGACGACCAGCAGCUUGCAGCGGCCCGCCUGCCCACCUUCUUCGACGUCUCCCAGGGCGUGGACGGCGCUCUCUCCCGCGGCCUCGACGCGCUCUGCGCUGCCGCUGAUGCCGCUGUUGACGCCGGCGCGCAGCUCCUAGUGCUGUCGGACAAUGCCGAUCAGCUUGAUGCCACUCGGCCGGCGAUCCCGGCGCUGUUGGCAGUGGGCGCGGUGCAUCACCAUCUCAUUCGCAGUGGCAAGCGGCUGCAGGCAUCAAUCGUGGUGGAGACGGCGCAGUGCUUCAGCACGCACCACUUUGCUUGCCUCGUGGGGUACGGGGCGAGCGCGGUGUGCGCGUACGGCGCGCUGGAGACAUGCCGGCAGUGGCGCGCGAGCGAGAAGACCCAGAAGCUGAUGACGUUUGGCAAGCUGCCGUCCGUGUCUAUGGAGCAGGCGCAGCUCAACUACAGGAAGGCCAUAGAGAAGGGGCUGAUGAAGAUCCUGUCCAAGAUGGGCAUCUCGUUGCUGUCCAGCUACUGCGGCGCGCAGAUCUUUGAGAUCUACGGGCUCGGCGCCCAGGUCGUGGACCGCGCCUUCAAGGGCUCCGUCUCGCGCAUAGGAGGGCUCACACUGGACGAGCUUGCGAGUGAGGCUCUGACGUUCUGGGCCAAGGGUUUCGGGACGGAGGGCAAGGGCAAGCUGGAGAACGCAGGGUUCCUGCAGGUGCGGCAGGGCGGCGAGUACCACAGCAACAACCCCGAGAUGAGCAAGCUGCUGCACAAGGCCGUGCGCCAGGGCGAGCAGACCGCCUACACCGCCUACCAGACCCACAUCGCCACACGCCCCGUCAACGUCCUCCGCGACUUGCUCGAGCUGAGCAGCGGCACCCGUGCCCCGAUCCCCCUAGACCAGGUGGAAUCCGCAGCAUCGAUCGCCAAGCGGUUCUGCACGGGGGGCAUGUCGCUGGGAGCCAUCUCGCGCGAAUGCCACGAGGUGAUCGCCAUUGCCAUGAACCGCCUGGGCGGGAAGAGCAACUCGGGCGAGGGCGGGGAGGACCCCAUGCGGUGGGUGGAGCUGGAGGAUGUGGACGCGGAGGGGCGGUCGCCCACGUUCCCGCAUCUCAAGGGGCUGAGGACCGGGGACAAGGCCACAAGCGCGAUCAAGCAGGUGGCGUCGGGGCGGUUUGGAGUGACCCCGACGUUCCUGGCGAACGCGGAUCAGGUGGAGAUCAAGGUGGCGCAGGGGGCGAAGCCCGGGGAGGGCGGGCAGCUGCCCGGCAAGAAGGUGUCACCAUACAUCGCUCAGCUCAGGAACUCCAAGCCCGGCGUGCCGCUGAUCUCGCCGCCCCCGCACCACGACAUCUACUCCAUUGAGGAUCUGGCGCAACUCAUCUUUGAUCUGCACCAGGUGAAUCCAGCAGCCAAGGUGUCGGUGAAGCUGGUGGCGGAGGCGGGCAUCGGCACAGUGGCGAGCGGCGUGGCGAAGGCCAAUGCCGACAUCAUCCAGAUCUCGGGCCAUGAUGGCGGCACGGGCGCCAGCCCCAUCAGCUCCAUCAAGCAUGCGGGCGGGCCGUGGGAGAUGGGGCUCAGUGAGACGCACCAGACGCUCCUGGCCAACGGCCUGAGGGACCGCGUGGUGCUGCGUGUGGACGGGGGCAUCAAGUGCGGCAAUGACGUGCUGGUGGCGGCCGCCAUGGGCGCCGACGAGUUUGGGUUCGGGUCGCUGGCGAUGAUCGCCACGGGCUGCAUCAUGGCUCGUAUUUGCCACACCAACAACUGCCCUGUCGGGGUGGCGUCUCAGAGGGAGGAGCUGAGGGCGCGCUUCCCAGGAGUGCCAGCGGACCUGGUCAACUUCUUUGUCUUCGUGGCCGAGGAGGUGCGUGUGGGGCUGGCGUCGCUGGGCAUGAGCAGCUUGGACGAGCUGGUGGGGCACGUGGACGUGCUUAAAGCCAGGGACGUGGCGCUCGCCAAGACCAGCUCCAUCGACCUCUCCUACCUGCUCACUUACCCUGGCCUGUCGGAGCUGAGCAGCUCGGCGCGCAUUGCACAGGAGGUGCACUCCAACGGGCCCAUGCUGGACGACGCCCUCCUGCGCAACCCCUCAGUGAUAGCGGCCAUAGAGCAGGGCAAGGUGGUGCAGCUGGCGACGCCCAUCGUUAACACGGACCGCUCCACGUGUGGCCGGGUGUCGGGCGCCAUCGCCAAGCGCCACGGGGACUCGGGCUUCACAGGCGCCAUCGGCAUCACGUUCAAGGGCAGUGCAGGCCAGUCGUUUGGGUGCUUCCUGGCAGGCGGGAUGAACAUCCGCCUCAUUGGGGAGGCCAACGACUAUGUGGGCAAGGGCAUGGCAGGCGGGCAGAUUGUGGUGGUGCCAUCCAAGGCCGCCACCUUUGAGGCGGAGACCGCCACCAUCAUCGGCAACACGUGUCUUUAUGGCGCCACGGGCGGGCGGCUGUUUGUGCGCGGGUGUGCGGGCGAGCGGUUCGCGGUGCGCAACUCCAAUGCGCAGGCUGUGCUGGAGGGCGCAGGGGACCACUGCUGCGAGUACAUGACGGGCGGCACCGUGGUGGCGCUGGGCAAGGUGGGGCGCAACGUGGCAGCGGGCAUGACGGGAGGCAUUGGCUACUUCCUGGACGAGGACGACACCUUCUCCCCCAAGGUGAAUCGGGAGAUCGUGGCGAUGCAGAGAGUGGUGUCACCAGGGGGGCAGGAGCAGCUCAAGUCUCUCAUCCAGCAGCACGCGGAGCUGACCGGCAGUGCCAAGGCCGCCACCAUCCUGGCAGAGUGGGACAAGUACCUGCCGCUCUUCUGGCAGCUCGUGCCGCCCAGCGAAGCCAACUCGCCAGAGGCCAAGGCGCCUGCUGCUGAAGAGGAGCCUGUGGCUGCCCUGGCUGCAUGAGCAACUUAUCAAGCUGGUUCUUUGUGCGGCUCUUGCAAUGUGAAAUGGUUCACUGGCCGGAGUGAUGGUUCUAAGAAGUUAGCGCACUCCAGUAACAACCAGACCGUCCAGGAAAGGCAUGUCCAGAUGGUAUUCUUUAGGUGCGAGGGCUGCUAGGCCUUGCCUGACAAUGCGCCUCCAAUCUCUAUGAAUUGGUUGUAGUUUACCUAUUGCUGUCAACGCCCAAAAGCAAGUAAUGCAAUACCCCAGUUUAAAU